Pyricularia grisea is the source of this 1311-nucleotide messenger RNA. RefSeq lists its product as uncharacterized. Lineage: Eukaryota; Fungi; Ascomycota; Sordariomycetes; Magnaporthales; Pyriculariaceae. Bases 1 to 1311 code for a protein of 436 amino acids. Gene Ontology annotation, cellular component: endoplasmic reticulum; membrane. Gene Ontology annotation, biological process: transmembrane transport. The record is from RefSeq and is a predicted model, not a curated record. The transcript has a single exon.
AUGUCGUCUUCUGGACUAGGACCAGCCUUCAUAGGCGCUAUCCAGGCCUCCCUCUCCGUACUGCUCACCAUAUCCUACGGAGUCAUCGCGUCCCAGUUCAAGCUUCUCAACUCAGACGCAGGACGUCAGGUUUCGAAAGCAUGCGUCAAGAUUUUCCUUCCGGCGCUCCUCAUGACGAAGCUCGGCGCCCAGCUGAGCAUUGACGUCGUAGGGCGAUAUCUGCCCAUCCUGUUGUGGUCUGUGGUCUGCAACACUUUGUCAAUCUGCCUCGGAAAGCUCCUGGAGAAGACACUACCGCAAUCCUGGGAGAUGCCGGCUUGGACAACGCCAGCGAUUGCAUUCAACAACACCACCUCAAUGCCUUUGCUGCUAAUCCAGGCGCUGGAGAAGACGGGAAUACUGAGCAGCAUCUUGAUGCCUGGGGGCAAUGACAGUUUGGACGACGCCGUUCAGCGGGCCAAGACAUACUUUCUCAUCAACACUAUGGUCAGCAACUCAAUCACUUUUGCACUUGGCCCGAAGUUACUCAGUGCGGAUGCGGAGGAUGCACCGUCUGGAAAAUCCGCCGACGAGGAUUCUGAGAGUGACGACGAAGAGGACGGUAAUGCCAACGAGCAUACCUCUCUGCUCCCAUCUCCUGUAAUGCGAAGAGGUCGCCGAGCCUCGCGCAAAGUGGAGUCUCAUCUGCGCGCGAUCUAUCAGUCUCUCCCUCACCCAGUACAGGUCGUCCUGCAUCACAUCGCACCGUUCGCCAACGCACCCGUGUUUGGUGCCGCCGCUGGAUUCAUCAUCGGUCUGACCCCGCCGUUGAAGACGGCCUUCUUUGCGGAUCCCUUCGAGGGCGGUUUCUUCAGCGCAUGGAUCACCACGUCACUCCAGAACAUUGGAGAUCUAUUUGCAUCUCUCCAGGUCAUCGUUGUGGGUGUGAAGCUGGCGGAAGCCAUGCGCAAGGUCAAACGCGGGGACGAUUCUGAUUCGGAUGAUGACAAGUCUGGUGCCGUGCCGUGGCGCGCCACCACCCUCGUGCUGUUGAUUCGCUUCUUCAUCUGGCCGGCUGUCGCCAUAUCUGCGAUCUGGAUGCUGGUGAAGAACACUGGAGUGCUCAGCGAAGAUCCGAUCCUGGUAUUUUGCAUGAUGCUCAUGCCCGCUGGACCACCGGCCUUGAAGCUGAUGGCGUUGGCCGAGGUCAAUGACAGCAGCGAAAACCAGAAACUGGCGGUGGCCAAAUUCCUUGCUUUCGCCUACGCUGUAAGCCCUCUGAUGGCGCUCACUGUAGUUGGUAGCUUGAAGGCAACCGAGAAUGUUGCUUGA